This is a messenger RNA of Danaus plexippus (monarch butterfly), 1083 nucleotides long. It is a transcript of the gene ac, whose product is annotated as achaete-scute complex protein T3-like. The record is from RefSeq and is a predicted model, not a curated record. NCBI's taxonomy places the organism in Eukaryota, Metazoa, Arthropoda, Insecta, Lepidoptera, Nymphalidae. Gene Ontology annotation, cellular component: RNA polymerase II transcription regulator complex. The coding region runs from base 117 to 824 and encodes 235 amino acids. The transcript has 2 exons. Gene Ontology annotation, molecular function: protein dimerization activity; RNA polymerase II transcription regulatory region sequence-specific DNA binding; DNA-binding transcription factor activity, RNA polymerase II-specific. Gene Ontology annotation, biological process: positive regulation of transcription by RNA polymerase II.
GCUAACGCCCGCACUCAUUCACAAAGCUCCCACUAAGCCUUUACGCGUCAUCCAGUGCUUUUCCGAUCGUCACGUAGACUACCGGUGUAUUUAUCGCUUCGUCGUAAAGAUAUAAAAUGUUACAAGAAAUACAACUCGUUCAAGGUCAGACCAACUAUAUGGUCGUCUCUUCGGGCUAUCCUACGUCUACUGUCACCAAGAAUACAGAAAAAAGGAUUCUACCGAUUUCUACAGGUGCUGAAAAAAAUUAUGUAACACACGAUACUCCUCCAAACCUGCAGUACAGAAAAAAAGUGCACUUUAGGACUAAUCCAUACACAGGACCUCAAGCUGUUUCAAUUGCUAGACGCAAUGCUAGAGAACGUAACCGUGUGAAACAAGUUAAUGAUGGAUUUAAUGCACUACGCCGACAUCUUCCGGCCUCAGUGGUAGCGGCAUUAUCAGGUGGAGCUAGACGAGGUUCAGGGAAGAAACUGAGUAAAGUGGACACAUUGAGAAUGGUCGUGGAAUAUAUAAGAUAUUUACAGCAAUUGCUUGAUGAAAGCGAUGCGGCUUUGGGCAUUACACGCGACCAGGAAAAUAGAGAAAAUAUACCAAGUGGUAAUCAAACUAUGACUGUGUCAGAUAUGGACGAUGGCUUUUUUUACGGAAGUGGAUCACCUUGUUCUGAAAAAGCCGAUUCCCCAGCACCUUCAGAAUGCUCAUCUGGUGUUUCAUCAGCGUAUUCCAACGUGGAUAGGUACGAGGUAUCAACACAACAACCUUUGGGCCCAAUGGAUGAGGAUGAACUUCUAGAUGUAAUUUCAUGGUGGCAACAAAAAUAGCAAUAACGUACUGAUGCACCGAAACACGUUUUGAGAACCCUCCGAGUUGUUUGUAUUUAGUGAUGAGAAAGAGACUCUUUAAUAUAUCUAGUCAAAUUUUAGUGCCUUAAAGAUGAGAAUACGUGGAUGACAAGAUCCAGACCCCCAAGUUAUUGCAUAAUAUUUUAAGUUUAGUUUUAAGUGAACUGAGGCUUUAGUAACGAGCCUACCGCAUAUUGUAAAUAUAGAUAUAAGCUACGAAUAAACAAUAUUUAUUGAA